CGGCGCCCCUUAGCUGAGCCGCGUGUCACGUGGCGGGCGGGGGAUGGGGGAGUCGAUCCCGCUGGGCGCGCCGGUGCCGGUGGAGCAGGCGGUGCUCGAGACGUUUUUCUCCCACUUAGGCAUCUUCUCCUACGACAAGGCCAAGGACAAUGUGGAGAAGGAGCGGGAGGCCAACAAGAGCGCGGGCGCCAGCUGGCUCUCGCUGCUGGCCGGCCUGGCGCACCUGGCGGCCGCCGAGAGAGCCUAUCACAGCAUGACCUUCCUGGGCCAGAAGCUAGGUGGUCAGUCAUUCUUCAGCCGAAAGGACUCCAUCCGAACCAUCUACACAUCUCUGCAUAAUGAGCUGAAGAAGGUGGUGACGACGGGUCGCAAUGCGCUAGGAGGAACAGCUCCUCACUUGGAAGAGCUGCUUUCUCACCUGUCUGAACAGCUCUGUUUUUUUGUUCAGGCUCGGAUGGAAAUUGCUGACUUCUAUGAAAAAAUGUACACCCUCAGCUCCCAAAAAUUCAUUAACUCUGAGGAACUGGUAAACAUUUUGGAAUCCAUUCUAAAGAAAUACAGCUCAAGAUUUCAUCAUCCAAUUCUCAGUCCCCUUGAAAGCAGCUUUCAGUUAGAAGUAGAUGUGCUUGCUCAUCUUCUAAAGGCACAGGCUCAGAUCUCCGAGUGGAAGUUCCUCCCGUCUCUGGUCAACUUGCACAGUGCUCACUCAAAACUGCAGACAUGGGGCCAAAUUUUUGAGAAACAGCGGGAGACCAAGAAACACCUGUUUGGAGGACAGUCUCAAAAGGCUGUACAGCCCCCACACCUUUUCCUCUGGUUGAUGAAACUCAAAAACAUCCUCCUUGCCAAGUUUAGCUUUUACUUUCAUGAGGCACUCAGCCGACAAACAACUGCAUCUGAAAUGAAAACUUUGACUGCUAAAACGAAUCCUGAUUAUUUUGGGAAAAUUUCCAGCUUCAUCCGGAAAUACGAUGCUGUCAAUGUUUCUUUAAUCUUUGACAAUCGUGGGUCAGAGAGUUUUCAGGGACAUGGUUACCAUCAUCCCCAUUCCUACAGAGAAGCUCCAAAGGGAGUGGAUCAGUAUCCUGCUGUUGUUUCCCUGCCCAACGACAGACCUGUUAUGCACUGGCCCAAUGUAAUCAUGAUUAUGACUGACAGAACCUCUGACCUCAAUAGUUUGGACAAAGUUGUUCACUUCUAUGAUGACAAAGUCCAAAGCACAUACUUUCUGACACGCCCAGAACCUCAUUUUACCAUUGUAGUUAUUUUUGAGUCUAAGAAAUCAGAGAGGGACUCCCAUUUCAUUUCUUUUCUCAAUGAAAUCUCACAUUCCCUUAAGAAUUCUAAAGCUUUUGCAAGCCUAAAGCCUGGAUCCAAAGGCUAAAAGCCACAUGGACUCAAGUAUUGCCAAGGCAGUGUAUUAGACAGGAAAAUAAACGUUAACUUUUAAGGAUUGUAUUUAUCCAUGAUUCUCAGAGUCUAAUUAAAAAAGAAACAUUAUUUUAAUAUCUGUUUUAAUUUUUUUAUGGCUAACAAACACUUGAAUCAAAUUAUUUUUUGGCAAUGCACAUGGAGAUGACUUAGCUGUGGUGCACUAAAAUGGCUGGGGGGGCGGGGUUUGCAUGGUGCUCAGUUUUACAGUAUGAAUUAUUUUUUCAGUCCAUAACUUUGUUGCCUUUAAUUAAAUGGAAUGUAUGCACUUUAUCUUGUUUAUGGAAAACUUGGUUAGAAUGGAAUAUAUUGUUAGAAUACUCUACUGCUGUAUUAACUAUCAGGAAUGAUGAUAUCUUGCUAAUUCUCACCAACACCCACUAGAAAUUAUUGAAACUUGCCAAUCUGAAUGAACAGUCUCAAUAAAAAAAGCCAAUGCAUCACAAAAAAGUA
This is a messenger RNA of Gavialis gangeticus (Gharial), 1884 nucleotides long. It is a transcript of the gene KICS2, whose product is annotated as chromosome unknown C12orf66 homolog. Gene Ontology annotation, cellular component: KICSTOR complex. The record is from RefSeq and is a predicted model, not a curated record. Lineage: Eukaryota; Metazoa; Chordata; Crocodylia; Gavialidae. The transcript is spliced from 3 exons. Gene Ontology annotation, biological process: protein localization to lysosome; cellular response to amino acid starvation; cellular response to glucose starvation. Bases 44 to 1384 code for a protein of 446 amino acids.